CGCAGGAGCAGAUGGGGUGAACUUGUUUUACCUGCUUAAAGGCGCCGCCGGGUCAAGCUCAACGAGCUGUCCGGAUAGGUAACAGUUAUUUAAGAUAUAAAGACCGUGAAAGAGUGUAGACAGCGAUUGGAGUAAGAGUAAAAGUAGAGAAGUUAAGAUGAGCACAGACAACCAGGGAGCGAUUUGACGGCACCGCAAGGAAUCAGAGCGUGUUCGUUGUUCAAGAAGCGGAAACAACAACAACAACAACAACAAGAGAGCAACCGCCAAAUGGGUUUCAAUCCAUCCAGCGUGCAAUUGGAGCAGCAUGCCUUGGCUCAGGACGCGCAUAAAAACGCUCCAACUUGGGAUGGCACCCAAACAUUGUGAAGUUUUUCAUGUGUCGGAACUACCUCUGUGCUAUGCAUCAGCUCGCUUCUAGCUCACUCGGCGGCACCAAAGGAUUUAACUUGGAUCCGAGUCACCAUGUCAAAAGUCAUCCAAAAGAAGAACCACUGGAUCACCAAAGUGAACGAGUGCGUAAUUGUGCGGGACUCCUGCAGUGAACUGAAUGUGGAGCUUCUCGGUGGAGCUGAGCAUGGACAGUUUGCCUACAUCGGACACAUCCGAGAGGAUGCUGUCCUUUACCAGGACGGUAAACUCAGCCAGGGGGAGCUCAUUCUGGAGGUUGAUGGGCUGUCCGUGUCUGGAUUACCCCUGUAUGACAUUUUAACUGUGAUAACAUGCGCCAAAGGGCCCAUCACUUUGAAGACUGUGCGUCAAGGUAACAAGCUCAACAAAGACCUGAAGCACUACCUGAGUCUGAGGUUCCAAAAGGCUUCCCCGGACCAUGAACUGCAGAAGACCAUCCGAGCCAAUCUGUAUCGCCAUGCUGUGCCUUGUACCACACGCACCCCCCGAGACGGAGAGGUGCCAGGGGUGGAUUACAACUUCCUGUCUGUGGAGGACUUCCUAGAACUUGAAGAGAGUGGCACACUACUCGAAAUCGGAACAUAUGAGGGUAACUAUUAUGGGACCCCCAAGCCGCCAAGGCAGCCCAUCAUUGGGACAGUAAUUCUCGGAAAUGCAGGCUCCCAGCAGUCCACCCCAAAGCGUACUAAGUCCUACAAUGACAUGCAAAGCGUACGAGUAGUGCCUGCUGACGACGAUGAUGACGACCAGGCCUCGGAAAUGAACAACACUUUUACAGGAUCCUUAGUGCGUAGCCUCUUUCCCUCUCCUUUGUUGUGCGCAGGUAACCCUAGCGACCAGGAUGAGAGCCGCGGCGGCAUCCUCCGGCCGUACCCCGCACGUGACAAUGCUCCUUCCUGUGGUCUGACCAAUGCAGCCAUCUCCGCUGCAGACAGUGGGCGGCAGGCCCUGGCUGAGCCACAAGUCUCCCCGGAAGAUGCACUGGGGCCAUUGCCCGAAAACUGGGAGAUGGCGUACACUGAGAAUGGAGAACUUUACUUCAUAGACCACAACACAAAGACCACAUCCUGGUUGGAUCCCCGAUGUAGAGACAAAGCCUCGAGGACUCUGGAAGAGUGUGAUGAUGAUGAAGAGGGGAUACAUACAGAAGACCUGGAGAGUGAUAUAGAGCUGCCGCCAGGAUGGGAGAGGAUAGACGACCCAGUGUAUGGCAUUUACUAUGUCGAUCAUAUAAACAGGAAGACCCAGUAUGAGAACCCAGUGGUGGAGGCGCGGCGUCGGAAAAUCCUGCAGGAGCAGCAGCAGCCGCAGCCUCCAGAAGGUGAGCGGUACAUUCAAGAGUGGAUAGAAGAGCAUUCCUCAGCAGCAGCACCACUGGUAAACUACACUUCAAACCACCUCGAGACCUAUAGGGACCCUCAAGUCCCGCCAACUCUACCUCCAGCCCCAGCGGGAGCCAAACGAGGGAAGCCGUUUUUCACCAGAAACCCCGCAGAACUGAAAGGAACCUUCAUCAACACCAAAUUGAAGAAGAGCCGGCGUGGCUUCGGCUUCACGGUGGUCGGAGGAGAUGAACCAGAUGAGUUUCUGCAGAUCAAAAGUUUGGUGCUGGACGGGCCUGCAGCGGUGGAUGGCAAGAUGGAGACAGGUGAUGUCAUCGUGAGUGUGAAUGACACCAUUGUGCUGGGAUACACCCAUGCUCAGGUGGUGAAGAUCUUCCAAUCCAUCCCUAUUGGCUCCAUGGUGGACUUGGCCUUAUGUCGUGGCUACCCCCUGCCCUUUGACCCCGAUGACCCCAAUACAAGUCUGGUCACAUCAGUGGCUAUCUUGGACAAGGAGCCUAUUAUUGUCAAUGGACAGGAAACAUUUGACUCACCUUCCAACCAGGGUGGACCACUUAACGGCAUGAGGGAGCCUCGGGCACACAGCCCCACUGCUGAGGUGGUUUCCAACAGCCUGCACGGCUACACCAGCGAUGUGGUAACCCUGGCCUCAUCUAUAGCCACUCAGCCUGAGCUGAUCACCAUACACAUGGAGAAGGGCGAUAAAGGAUUUGGGUUCACCAUUGCAGACAGCCUGACAGGAGGCGGGCAGAGGGUCAAGCAGAUUGUGGACUACCCACGCUGUCGGGGCCUCAAGGAGGGGGACAUACUGAUGGAGGUUAACAAGAGAAAUGUCCAAAACAUGAGCCACAACCAGGUGGUGGACUUGCUGAGCAAAUGCCCCCGAGGAAGUGAGGUCACAAUGCUGGUGCAGAGAGGAGUGGUGCCAGCCAAGCGGAGUCCAAAGCUGGUGCACCAGUUAGAGAGGAAAGACAGCCAGAGCAGCUCCCAGCACAGCGUGUGCAGCCAUCGCAGUGCCCACACGGACUCUCCCAGCCACCCACCUGCCAUGCCCAGUGAGGCCGUGGUGCCCACUCCGGAUCCACCCACCCAUUCACUGCCAGGCCUGCCCCCUCAGGACCCUGCAGAUGGCACCCUCACUCUCCAAAAGAAGCCGGACCCCUUUAAGAUCUGGGCGCAGUCAAGGAGCAUGUACGAGAGCAGAUUGCCAGAUUGCCAGGAGCAGGACAUUUUCCUUUGGAGAAAGGAUACGGGGUUCGGUUUUCGGAUUCUUGGAGGAAACGAGCCAGGGGAGCCUAUCUACAUAGGUCACAUAGUGAAGUAUGGCGCAGCAGAUGAGGAUGGACGCCUGCGUUCAGGGGACGAGCUAAUCUGUGUAGAUGGCACAGCAGUAGUAGGCAAGUCUCACCAGUUGGUAGUGCAGCUGAUGCAGCAGGCUGCCAAACAGGGCCACGUCAACCUCACGGUCAGACGCAAGACCACUGGAUAUGGAGUGUCAAAAGGGGAAGGUGACGUUCCACCAUCACCAGCCUCUUCCCACCACAGCAGCACCCAGGCACCAAGCUUGACUGAAGGCAAGCGGACCCCACAGGGAAGCCAGAACUCUCUCAACACUGUCAGCUCGGGCAGCGGCUCCACCAGUGGCAUAGGCAGUGGCGGAGGAGGUGGUAGCGGAAGCGCGGUUGUUCCUGCCUCGCUGCAGCCAUAUGACGUGGAGAUCCAACGUGGCGAGAACGAGGGAUUCGGUUUUGUCAUUGUGUCCUCUGUUUCCAGGCCUGAUGCUGGCACUACCUUUGCUGGAAGUGCUUGUGUGGCCAUGCCCCACAAAAUAGGGCGCAUCAUUGAGGGCAGCCCGGCAGACCGUUGCGGCAAGCUGAAAGUCGGCGAUCGAAUAUUGGCUGUCAACAACUGCUCCAUCACUAACAAGUCCCACUCGGACAUUGUCAACCUGAUCAAGGAAGCCGGGAACACGGUCUCACUCAGGAUCAUCCCUGGUGAUGAGUCUUCCAAUGCUUCUCUGCUGACCAAUGCCGAGAAGAUAGCUACCAUCACCACCACACACACUUCUCAACAAUCCAAAGAGUCCCGGAAUAACUCAAAGUCGAAAGGAGUUCCUCCUCCGCCACCAACACAAACUCAGACACCGCAGGACAACGAGUUCUACUCAGUGGACCUAGAACGCGACAGCAAAGGUUUCGGUUUCAGCCUGAGAGGAGGGCGGGAGUACAACAUGGACCUGUAUGUGUUGAGACUAGCCGAGGACGGAGCUGCUGUCAAGAAUGGCAAAAUGAGGGUGGGAGACGAGAUCUUGGAGAUUAACGGCGAGAGCACAAAGAACAUGAAGCAUUCACGUGCCAUUGAGCUAAUCAAGAAUGGUGGUCGGCGGGCACGUCUUGUUCUGAAACGUGGGGAUGGAUCUGUGCCCGAGUAUGACGGCACCAAUGACGGGUACCCUCCCACACCCGGGGCACAAAACACUUCGGAAAUGAGAACGCUGCCACCCUACAGCCGAUACCACACCUCAUUGGAGCCCAGUUAUCCACCAGACCUUCACACACCAUCACGCCACGAGGAGUCUGGAUGUGGCCGAGACAGAGAUAGGAACAGGGUUGGGUCAGAUCAGAUGGACUACCAAGGCCGACAGUUUAACCCCCAACAUCACCACACCUGGAACAACCAUCAUAGUCAAAGUAACCCCAGGCAGCCGUCUCCAGACAGCAGCAACAGUAGCAGUGGCAACAAGAAGAGCAGAGACCGCAAGGUCAAAAAGUCUGAGUCCGAAAGCGGCAUCUCAAAACUCCUAAAGACUCUGAGGAAGGACAGUUCAGGGAAGAAGGCUGCAGCUGCACAAAAACUCAGGGGCCAAGGACUCUCAAACAGCAGCUCUACUUUGGACAGGAGGUUUCGCACGCAGCGCCGCAGUUCCCUUGAUCGCUCGCCGACCCGAACGCGCACCUCCUCCCCUGAUCGUAGGCGGGCCAAGUCGAUGGACCGCAGGGCAGAGCGAGCACAACGGGAUCGUACGCCUGAGAGGGAGCGUGACGAUGGGGGGUUCCUCUCUGUCACCCCUGAGCGCAAGUUCUACGAGCGAAGGCUCCUCAAGAACUCGCCGAUGAGCGGGCGAGUCAGGGAGGCCUCCACUCCUGAGCGUUCCAACGACAAUGGCGAUUCAUCGUCUCUUUCGAGGGGCCGCACGCAUGAUAGAGCCACAAAGAAUGGCAACCUGUUGAGAGACUCUUCCUCAGAGCGAUAUCGGAUGAACGGAACACCGGAGAGACCGUACCGAGUGGAGCGGGACUCUUCCCCUGACAGCAACUACAGCCGGGACGAGCAGAACUAUGCAGCAGCACCCAGACUAAAGGACUACUACAGCAUGAUGAAGAACAACGCUGCACACAACAAUGCUGCAUACAACAACACAGGCCACAACAAUAACACCUUUGGCCGAAGCUCAAACCAGCUCCCUGAGCCCAAGAGAAGCCUGUACAAAGAAAGCCCCAAAGACCUCAGCAUCUAGAGCAGAAUGGACUCUCCCCUUUGUGUGUAUCAUACACUGGAAUUGGACUACAAUAGUCAGCUGAUUUAUAGAUUGACUUAACUCGUUGUGAUCCCAUGCAGAGAUUCCUAAAACAGCAGGAGUACAAUCCCAUCAGCUCACAUUGGUUGUUUUGUCAUCGUUGCGUUGCUCAUAGCAGGUUGUUGUACUAUAGUAGAAGUAUUGUAUGUGCCUGCAUAUGAAAUCGGUGAUAUUGCUUUUUGUCUGCAUUGCUGAAUCUAAAUGUUUUGUUCCCUCUGAGAUAUGAAACAUGCUUCCAGUUGUGCUUUUGUCAAUGUCUUUGAUUUUACGAAACAAAUGAUAGCACAAUUCACCGAUGGCUUACAAGAACUGUGAAAAUCACAUUGGCUAAUUUUUUGACAUUUCAAAAGGAGUUAUAGUGGUUGAGUGCUGAUUUUAUAAAUAAUUUAUUAACCCUGUGUGCAUUUGCUGGCUGUCUUUAUUUAAUUUGGCACGUUCAUCAAGUGAGCUUGGUUAAAUCCUAAAGAUUUAUGUUCAGAAACCAUGCUAACCAAAUUUUGUAUUACUUCUUUAAAAUGUGUUACCCUUUUAAAAACACCCCAUUUCCGAAAUUAGGAAGUUGCUGCAAGUGAUGUGGAAGAAAAUGGUAAUGGUGAUAUACCCUUAGCAAUGGACGUGCCCAAGCUGAAACUAUCAGUCAAAAGAGGAAAAAAAAAGACACGUUUAAAGAGGAAAGGAUCAAAUGAUCCAGUGCAAGAUGUGACUUUUGUCACUUUGGAUUUAAUUGGUAACAACCAUGCACUGUGACUGUUUUUUGGUUCUGCCCCUGCCUUCACAAAGACAUACAGAGGACCCACACAUUACUCAUUAAAAAAAAAACAACAAAAUCAUCAAUUUACUUUUAAACUCGAUGAAUGCCACUUGGCCGUUGCGUGCAGCAAUGUAAGUCCUACCCCCGAAAAAUGUGUCCACAUUUUUAGUUGCUAUUACUUCCAAGCAAUUGAAGCGUAAUUUCCAAAUAAAAGUAAUUAUUGUAUCCCAGUAUAGGAGAUGACCAAUCUGCCAUGCUGAGCCACGCUGUCACCCCACUGGAGUCUGGCUGCUGCUUUAUAAUGUGUUUUGUGUGUAUUCUGUUUUUUUCUGUUUCUUUAAAAUAACUAAUAGUGUAUUGGAAUAAUCACAACAAAUACAUUACUUGACCAUCGUUGUCCACCAUGGUACUGAAUUUAAGAAAAAGAAGAAAAAAACACAUUUUUGAUGUUCACCUGUCGGCCAUCACCUGUAAAGAUUUUUCCUAUGUGACUAUUAGGAACUUGUGAAGGAAUACAAAUGUUGCCUUUUUCAUGUACAAAAGAGAAAUUUAUGAUAACCCUCAGCUGUGAGGAAUGUGAUAUUGUGUUUUUAUCUUUGAAAUGGACCUGAUGAUUUAUGGGAACUAUGUUGACUUACUAUGGAUCAGGUAUGUAAAGACCUUUUUCGAAUGAAAGACUGUACUUGGUCACUCAAAAUCUGUUUGUCUGUUUGAAUUUCUCUAUGGUUAGCCUGCCUUUGUAUUAUAAAGCACUUGUAUGCAGUCUGUGUUCUUCAAGCAUUAUUUCUUGCAAUGUGCUCCGGACAUAAUGCUGUGUAUGUGUUGAUAAGAGCAGUACAUGUAUAUGGGCCAUUUUUUU
Messenger RNA from Dunckerocampus dactyliophorus (ringed pipefish), 6941 nucleotides. RefSeq names its product membrane-associated guanylate kinase, WW and PDZ domain-containing protein 1-like. Gene Ontology annotation, cellular component: cytoplasm. Gene Ontology annotation, molecular function: protein binding. The transcript is spliced from 23 exons. Lineage: Eukaryota; Metazoa; Chordata; Actinopteri; Syngnathiformes; Syngnathidae. Bases 466 to 5271 code for a protein of 1601 amino acids. The record is from RefSeq and is a predicted model, not a curated record. Gene Ontology annotation, biological process: signal transduction.